Molecule: messenger RNA, 36702 nt
Organism: Schistosoma haematobium
Lineage: Eukaryota; Metazoa; Platyhelminthes; Trematoda; Strigeidida; Schistosomatidae
Gene: ITSN1
Product: Intersectin 1 (SH3 domain protein)
Exons: 17
Coding region: 7260-7592 (110 amino acids)
Biological process (GO): clathrin-dependent synaptic vesicle endocytosis; endosomal transport
Cellular component (GO): intracellular vesicle; cytoplasm; clathrin-coated pit
Molecular function (GO): protein binding; molecular adaptor activity; calcium ion binding
Source: RefSeq, a predicted model, not a curated record
AUUAAUAGUCACUUUCCAUUAAGCGUGCUUCAUUUGAACUUUGAACUAAGAUUAUCUAUAAAUAGGUUGGUUUAGUAGUACUCUUACUUAAUGAAUAAACUACUUCCUUUUCACAUUAACCUUUCAACUUUAAAUGGACUAAGAUUUUAUGCAUAUAUUUUGUUGUUUAUUGUUAUUCUCACUAACUAUAACCAUCUCGAUUAGACAAAAUUGUAAACCACUAUUAUAGCUUAAUGAUGAAACACUUAAUUUUUAAACACUGGAUUAUAGUUUUGAAUUCUGUCCUGCCUAAUUUGCUUCAAAUAACCAUUUCAUAAAUGCUAUGGCCUAAAACUCGACACAUGAUUUUACAUUACAAUAAUCUAAUGGUGAUGCUUAAAUUCGUCAGAGAAUCUAUUUACUUCGUUUAUAUUCCAAGGUUUAAGCAUGAGAUUAUCGUCAUUACAUUACGGUACAAGAUAAUUAGACCGCUGCUAGACCACCUUACACCUAGAUAUAUGAUUCACGACCAACUAUGAGGAACCAGAUAACAGGCCAGACAGUAGUUCAUUUAAAUACUGGUAUUCCAAACACGAAAUAGAAGCUCAAGUAAAAUCAGAUUAGAUAUUAAUAAUGGAAAAUAAUUUAUAUUAUUAAAUAACACUACAACGUAUAUCAAGAUGUCUUUUCUCUUCGUCCACUCAAUAUAUUACUUUCACUGACCAUUAAUCAUCAGCUCAAAGAGAAAUUUAAACUCUUUAAUUGCUUUGUCAUUUUACGUUUCACCUUGCUAGAAUCCUAUACACCGACGGUUUUCGUGAAUUCGGUUCGUCUGUUGGAUAGUGGUGCUGACUAGUGUUGAGGACGGCUGGAAGAAAUUUAGGGGCGGCCAAACCAAAACGUGGCGUCAGUGCUUGGAGUCACUAACUUGUAAUCUGAGCCAUGUUGGUAGGUGCGGACCACUUGGUUGGGGUCCGUGUGACUAUCGUAAUCAAUGGUUGGAAACUUUGUGUGACAUGGCUCAGAAUUGAUCACAAUGGCGUCGGUGUAUACACUCUCUGUCUUCUCUUAAACUAAGAGAUUAAAAUUGCUUUAUAUCUUUGUUUCCACGAACUAAUUCUUUCUUCCUGUACUAUAUCCUUAUAUGAAAUAUUUCUUUCAUAUAUUACUACCAUUGAAGUAACAACUUCUAUGAAUUCGGUGUUGUGCUAAUGAGUUAUGGCAGCUUGGAGCGAUGUAUAUAUGUGCCUGGUCCUACGUUGUAGCUGACUGACUGACUGUUGGAUAGUUAAUUAACUGUCAGGAAACACAAAAAACCACCUGAACAUCCAGUGUUUUUAUCCACGCUAGUGGUCGAUGGUAGCUCUGGUUUUGCAUUAUCCUUGUAGUUUUUACGAUCUUCAGUAAUCACUUGGAUUGAUCUAUUUUCUGUAAUCCUUACAAACAGUUCUCAAAAUUUCAUAAAUUCUUCAAGUUUUUGAAAAAAUUAGUCAAAGGGCAUAAUAAGUCAGUUUGCGUAUUCAUUGGACGACCGAUUUGAUUUUGUUUAACAAUCCAGUGUUGUUUGACCGAUGAGGAUAUAAUCCAUAAAUUUUGUUCAGGUGACAAAGUACGUACUACGCGACUACUGUUUAGACCAGAAACUAACUAUAAAAAAAUUACCUUCGAAGUUGUUAGUCUAUUGCAAAUAUCUAGUUUUUUCUUCAGUACAAUAAAUUACACUUAAUAUGAUAAACACUCAUGGUUUUCCUUAAUAAGACAGUAUAAUUACUUUUCUACGCAUCCUUUGCUUUUCGACCACUUCUUCGUUUUUCAUCUUAUCAGUGAAAUAUACUACAGUAUAUAUGUCAUAUACAACUUUAUUCGUAUGCUAGAUUUUUAGUAGUUAAAAGAACUACCUAACAGCUUAAAUUAUAGUACGUGAAUCCGCGGUGAAUCUACCAUCUAAUUGUUAACAACUGUCUGCAUAGAUUGCCGAAUUCUAUAGUUCCAUGCAUAAUUAGAGGAAUUACUACUCGUUUAUUAAGUUUAUGAAACAAAUGAUUUUAACCUGGUCUCAGACUUGAAGGUUUCACUUUUAGUCACUAGUUUACUAAGUACUAAAGUUCGCUUUGUUUUCAACCUAUAGAAGUGUAUAAUCUUAAUAGACUUAUAGUAAAUAAUACGUCUGCUUUACAUUGUUGAUCUCGAUAUUAAUUAUAAUCAAACUGUACAUCUAUUGGAUUAAAAUAUUUUAAACCAGUAACAGUGUCAGGGAUGUUAAUCAAGUUUUAUAAACGAAACACAUCCUAGUGAUACGUGUGUGUUUCGCGGUAUGUUUGUAUACAGCGUAUAAAUGUUUAAUUUCAAUUAGAGAGAUUAAUUUAUGGUCGAAUCUCUAUACCAUGUAAGUCACACGUUAAUUACUUCAAUAACCAAUCGGCUAACUUAAAUAUUGGUGAAUUGUUCAUGGACUUGGUCCUGGAUUCACUGACACAAUUGAUGCAUAUGAAUAUUAUUAAAAUGAAUGAUUUCGUAGAACAACAUUCAAUAUGACUAUAUUAGAUCCAACUAUGUUUCAUAUGUAUAUGUAUAUGUUCGUCGUUACAAAUUGCACGUAUUAAAACGAUUGAACAAUUAAGAAACAAGUUAAAUGAAUUAGAUCAAAAUAUGACCCAGCAAGGUCAUGAACUGGCUACUAGACGUAAUAAGAUCGACGAUUCACAAGAUCGCGUCACACGGACAAUGCUUGAUUUAGUUGAUCUACGACAUUCUGUUGAACAAAAAAUGCAAGCAUAUAAAUUGAAAAGAAAAUCUACCGAUUUAUCCAUAUCCACUUCAACUACCAUUGGAAGUACACAAAAAGAGUUAUAUGAAGCAAUGUUUGACUUCACUGCUAGACAUCCGGAUGAAUUAUCAUUUACAACUGGGACGUUAAUUGAUGUUUUCGUAAAUGCUCCGACUAAUGUUGGCCCAGGUUGGUUAUACGGUCAAAUUAAUGAUAAAGUUGGCUUAUUUCCUGAAACGUAUGUACGAAAAAAAGUCGAUGGGAAAAUUGAUCCAUUUGAUCCUUUUGGUGUUCAUAAAAUAACGAAUACUUCUGUAUCAUCGGUAAUGGCAACAACAAUAUCUACUACAAUUAAUACACCUAAUACAAUUAGUGUAAUAAAUACUAUUAACAGUUUGACUGAACCGGCAGUUGAUAAUCUAGUGGGAAUUGAAACAACACCAACAACAAAACUCAAUGAUACUACAUUUUCCAACAAUGAUUUUUAUGGUGAAGUACAACAAAAUUGGAAUGUAUCAAUGUCUACAAUAACUUUACCUGAAAAUAUACCAACAGAUCAAUUUUUAACAUUGACGGUUGACGAUCGUGUGAAAAUUAUCGAAGAAAAUGACAAUAAUAAAGAAUGGUAUUUUGGUGAAAUUACUGAUAAAUCUGAUAUUGUGCAAAAAGGAUGGUUUCCAGCUUGUUGUUUAAAACCAUUCACUAAGUCCAAUACGUCUAAUAUAAAAAAUGGACUAAAUAUCUCUUCAUCAUCAAAUAGCUUAUCAAAACAACCAGACAUUCUAUUUUCAUGUAUUGCAUUAUACCCGUAUGAGUCGAACGUAUCUGGCGAUUUGAAUCUUUCUGUUGGUGAUUUGAUUAGAGUUUGUGUUAUAAAGGAUGAUUGGUGGGAAGGUAUUUGUGAACGAACUAAACUCAAAGGUUUAUUCCCAGCUAAUUAUGUUCGUAAACUAAGCAGUGAGGAAACACGGUUGAUGGAAGAAAAGUUAGAUAUAAGCGGAUCGACUAUUAAUCAAAUGGAACAUAAUAACACAAUUAAUCCUCCAUCUCUAUCAAAGAUAAUUCCUAUAUCAUCGCCGAAAUUGAUGGAAGCGAAUUCUAAUAAUUGUAUGGCUAAUUUACUUUCUUCAUCAAAUACAUCUUCGACUUCAUCAUCUGGUGUUAUUGUAUGCACUCAACCGGAGUUCGCUCGAGUAAUUGCACCAUACAAAGCUACUUCAGCUGGUCAACUAACUCUUCAACCUGGUCAAGUUGUGCAACUUCGUAAAAGAUCACCUCAAGGCUGGUGGGAAGGAGAGUUACAGGUGCUCUCUGGAUCAAAUUUAAACUUGAUUGAUAACGAAGAUUAAUUGCUUAUUGAUUAAUUGGCUGUUAUCAAAUUUAUCAUGAAUUGUUAUCUGCAAUCUAUUAGCUGCUUCUCUUGAUAAAUUCUAUGUCUUUUUUCAUCCUUGUCAUUUCCCUGUUUUGAUUUCAGUUAUUUCAAUUAUUUAGUCUAGUAACUAUUUCCUUACCGGUAUUUAUGAACUGAAACAAGUUGAAGAUAUGAGAAAAUUGAGCAUGUCGAGAUAAAUUUGUCUUAUAUGAUUUCGUUUUAUUGCGUAUGUGUGCGUGUUACUUUCUCAACACUUGGUCUGAACCAUUUUUUCUUAGAUUGCAUUUUUAUGCUAAUCUUUCGGUUUUUCUUAAAAUCACAUUCUUAUUUUGCAUCAUUCACAGAAAGCAUAGAAACUGCUUGUACGGUGGUAACAUGUUUUUUGAUUAAAAUUAAUUGAAUUGUUUAAUCUUCGUUAGCUACACAUAUAUGUCCGAAUUAGUCUACAUUUUUAUCGUUGUUCCAUCAUCAUCAUUGUAUAAUCACUAUAUGUGACUUAUUGAUUUAGGUAUUCUACUAUUGUUCAUAAGUGCUCACAUGUUAUUACUUGCUUUGAUCAUUUCAUUUUGUUUUACGUGACUCAUCACAGUACACAAACGUGUACGUUAUUCCUGCGUUGGAUUCGUUGAUUGAUUACUUUUGGAUUUUCUUCCAUGUCAAACACCGUUUACUGUUAAAAGCGCUAAUAAAUAUUCCGUUCAUGGCGUUGUAGUUUAAUAGUUCAAACAUCAGUCUUUCAACUGAUUAGUUUGAAGUUUGAACUUCAUUCAGUAAAUCUGAGCUAUGCUGUCGAGCCGAUGUUGAACGUUCGAAUAUAUUCCAAGUCGAUCAUUUUAUUGUUUAACUGGCAUUGAAAAGAUGUGAAUUUAAUAGUCGUUCACAUCAAGAUAAAUUUAAGUAAGGCGAACGCGAUCAUGUACUUAAAAAUGUUUGAAUGUUAGGGAAUACGCUCAUAUAUCAAUGUCGGAACGAGAUGGAGCUAAAUGUAUGCCUAGAAACGUUAGAUACAUUAGUUGUUAACGUUAAGAUGUUAGGGUUAGAGAGCCACAGAUAAAUUUACGAAGUGAGUUAUAUAAAAUUAAUAUAUACUCCUGAAAUCUUUUCAUUCUUAACAAGAUAUCAUUCAUGUAUUUUUGCUGUUGUUUCACCGGCAAAAGCUAUUUAACCUCUGAAGCUCGGCCCGGAGGUAUAACUGAAUUUCAUUCUUCAUUGCAUUUACUUUGAUAGCUGUAAACGUCUCGCAUCUAACUGUCUUCUGGCUAUUGACCUUCAAUUUCUUUUGCCAGCUUCUGCAGAUCAUACUCGUAAAACAUACAGUUCCUCCUCUCAGUGUGUGGUGGUUUAAAAAAAAAUCUCACUAGCCUCACAUGAGUAUGUUUUAAAUUGACUGGUUAAAGAAAUGGUUAUACAAACUAAUACCUACUACGUAUGUUCACAGUAUACCCCUUUCUGAUACAAUUGUUCCCUGUUACAAAUAAUGAUACAUUUCUUUUUUCUACAGUUGUAAAUCUGUUAUCUUUAUUUCACUUUUUUCUAAUCACUACUUUAGUUUAUCGCUCUUAUUCUAACCAGUCCCCUUCCUAAAUAUAUAUUAAGAAUGAUUUUAAGAACGAAGUAUCUUGCUUGCCAAAUCUUCAACAGUUCUCCAUAAUGAUGUAUUAAGAUCGGUUAUACAGUAACUUUUGAUGUUACGGUUUUGAUUAAAUCCAAUACAAUAACCACAUACAAGUUAGUUUACUUUUAAUAUACAUAGUUUAAAGUAGAUCUGUCUUUAUGAAUUUCCAUCUCAUCAUAAAAUAUUAUACUUUAAACUGUUUGUAAAUUAAAAAUCAUUCAUUUAGAAACUAGUCGUAAGUUCUAUAAAAGUCCAAAUGGCAGUUUGUCUAGGAAUUAGCUGAUCAUUUAUGAUAAUUAUUUAAAUGUAUAACGUUUCAACUUAUUUCCAAACAUCAUGUUUAAAUCUUUUCAAUUUUUCAUUGAUACAUAUUUGAAAUAAAAACUUUCUUUAAAUGUCUUAAAGGUAAAUGUUAUUUAUAAUAUGCGGUUUCCGAGAGAAAAAACAGCAAUUUACCAGUACUUAAACUUUUAUAAAACAAAUCAUAAUCUUACAUUCAUCAGUUUCAUAAAGAUUUAUGCAUAAAUAAUUCAUCUCAUCUGAAUCUUUUCAACAAAAAAUGUUUCCAGAUUGUUAAAUAAGCACACAUUUUUUGUACAUUCCAUAUUCUAUUUUAUCUUUACAGUUACAACAAUUUAACUGGGUUGUACCAAAUAUUGGGUAUAUCCUUUGAAAUCUAGUUAUUCUCAUGAAAAUAAAUGAAACAUUACAAAAUUAAUAAAUAACCGUUUCUAUUAGAUGAUUUAGAUAUGUGUAGGGUAAUCUUGUGUUUGGAGUAUUAAAUAAACAUCACUUACUGUUCUAAAUCAUUACAUGUGUCAAAUAGACAGUCUUUUCCCCUUUUAUAUCUUAAGUAAUUAUCAUAGGAUUUCAUCUAACAACUUAAAGUGAUGUGUAUUAAUAUUUGGCUUUUGAUUGGACUGAAACAUUUAUUCAAUUGGUCAACUUUCCUCUUUCUACUGCUACUCUUUACCUAUGAAUAGUGAUUUUAUACCAUAAAGCUGGACUUUUUUUUAUCAUCUUAGCUUAAUUUAAGCAAAUAAUUUGCAUUCGUUUCAAAAUGUCAUUGAUAUUUUUAAUGUACUUAUGAGUUCACUUUAUAUGCAUAUACAGUAAUCAUUUUAUGUAUUAUUUUCUAAUUGAUAAAUUGCCUAUUUCUUUUUUAACUAUGGUUACGUGUAUAUAUAAUUUCAGUGCUAGCUUUCUUAUACGGAGAGUCCUAUGUUCGUUUCUAUUACAAUCUGUCAUUUUGUUUAUCUCUACUUUUUAUAUAGCAAAGAGGUCAUAUUCGUCAAAUUGGUUGGUUUCCGGCAGAUUUCGUUCGACUUAUUACACCACUGACAGUGAAUGGAUCGUCUAAUUCAUCUGAUCAAAAACCUUUAUCCAAACUAAUAAGUACCACUAAUAAUCAAAUUGAAAAUACUCCAACUAGUUUAAAGGCAUUAGCAUCAAAAGCGAUUACUACAUCAAAUUCUGUUAAUGAUAAUUCUGUACAAAGUCAGCAAGCACAAUCAAAUCGUGUGGAAAUGAUGCAAACUAUUUUUAGUUAUAAAGCUGUUCAUGCAGAUGAGUUAACAUUUGAAGAAGGUGCUAUUAUUACAGUACUCGGUCGAGAUGAACCGGAAUGGUGGCGUGGUCGACUUCAAAAUUCCGGAGCAGAAGGACUUUUCCCUGUUAAUUAUGUACGUCCAUACAAUCCUCCCUCACAGACUGAAAAAUCUUCAAAUUCCGUGAAUCAACGUCCUGUUGUUCCUGCACAAAGUGAGCUAAUAUUUUUUAUGAGAUGUGUUUCAGAUGGAUAUUCUUCACAAUACAAUUGCUUUACAUUUCGCUUGUUCUUUUUUUCGUGGUCCUGUUAAGCAACUAUGCUGCUUAAACUUAGUGUGAAAAUUAUCAUUCUAGCAUACGUUUAUAUUCCUAACUACUGAUAUCCUUAAUAUAAGCACUGUAGUCUUUAUUCUUUCGUAACACCUGUUAUUCAACAUUUAGGUCACAAUUUAGAAUUCUCUCCAUCUGACAUAUUCGAUCAACUUAUCAGCUAUCAUAUAUGCUGAUUGCAGCCAAUGGAUUUCAUUUUUAUUGAUCGACAUUUAAUAAUCUGUGAUUUCCAAUGACGUAAAUGUUAAUUUAGCAAAUCUUACGUAUUCUUAUGUUAUUGUUUCGCGUCUUAAUGUGGAAGACUUUACUUCGAACAUUUAUUAUUUAUAUGUCUAAUGUUUUCCGUUUUCGCUGUUGUAAAUUUAAGUUUCUUUAACUAUUUUCCAGCUGAUUUAAAUAAUUUUUUUCUCGUCGAUGUCUAGUUACACAUACUAAUCAUUGACGACCGCUAUCCUUUCAAAUUAUUUAGUAUAAAUCGAUAGAAUUAUCAAAUAGGUAACCAAAAAAGCAUUGUUGUUACUUGUUGCUAAGAUGUAAAUUUUCCAAGGGGUUGAUUUUAAAGUUAAAAUUAACCAUUCUUUGUUAGUGUUAAAACUCACUCCGAUGAAUGCUUACGUAUCUUGAGGAAAUUUCACUAUAACAUUCUUCACAUGAAUAGUAUUCUUUCACGAUAAUAUAUCUGUAUCAGAGACUACUCACCUAGUUAAAAUACUUCAUUUUGAAAUCCUUUUUGGUGAAUUUUCAGAUCCAAAUAUACUGAUACAUUUGUUUUAUGUUUAAUAUCUAUAGACAACUGUCUAAAACCACCCACCUAAACUUCGCUUUGUUAUCAAGACACUAAUGAUUCCCAACGAACUAAAAUCUGUUUUCAUUAAACUUGUAGUUAUUCACAUUUCUGCAGCAUCAACUGACACUUCAUCAUUUACAGUAAUCAAUCACGUUUUUCUUUGUGAAUUUGUACAUGUGCAAUAUGCUGAAAUCCAUAUAAUCAUACUCAAACCAUGUAUUAUAAUUAUUAGGUAUAAGAGACGAAGUAGGUCAAUCAAUAUUGAAAACCAAUUAUCAUCACAAAUUUGAAACAGUCAUAAAGGGUGAUGUAAUUGAAGCACCCCUAAUCAAUUAUCACUAUCAAGUCUACCGAAAAAAAAUUGCUAACUUACCAAAUAUUGCCCCUAUUCACUAAAUACACUAAAAAAUGCGUAAUCCUGACUCAUUACUAAUUUUAUUCUAGUUUAAAGAUCACAAACUGCUUCAGUAAACUUUUAAUUUAUAAAUAAUAGUGAUUUAAUCAUGCACCAUUCAUCACCGUACGAUAAAUAGAUAAAGUCAUUUUAUCACUCCAUGACUGCAGAUAUGUUUGUUCUAGAGAGUAUUGGCUGUAAGAUCUUGAGUUUUGACUGAUCUUUGUUAUAUUCAUCUUUUUUCUGAAAAAAAAACGGUUUCAAGCUUCUAUGUGUUUCUCAAUAUGGAUUAAAUCAUAAAUAGGCUCUAGUUUAUUGGCUAAUUUUAUUUGUUUAAGGCUAACAAUAUAAUUUGUAUGUGACCAUAUUAUUGAUUGCAUAUUCGUUUCGUCAAUUUACCUCCAUCUUUAUGUGAAAUUUAAUUGUUUCUCAUCUAUAUUCUUGUUUUUGUAAUACAUUGUAUGUGUUUUUCAAAUCGAUACAUUUGAUUGUUUGAGGUGAACUUAAUUCAAUGAUUCAGUUUUUCUUAUUAUUUGACUGUAUCAUACUGACAGUGUAUAUCGCUUGUCCUUUCAUCAAUUAAAUGUUUAUGUUACACAGAUAGAUUUAAUGGAAAACAAAACCGAUUUUUGGUAGGCAUUAUAAUACAGUAGCGUCAUGUCCGAACUAUAAGUAUUGAAUCUUAACCUCCCACUCGGUCCCUCUUAGUCAACGUUGCUGCUAGCUUAACAUGGUGGUUAGGUUUACCUAUCGUGAAGGACCGAUUGGGCUAUAUUUCCUCAGACAACCAGCAUAACAGCGAUACUGCCUCCCCACAAAGAAGGGUGGGGUUAGAAAAAGUUGACCCUAAAAAUACACACCUCACCUUAUCCCGCGGAUUUCCGUCUCCGGCGGUAAGGUCCAAACAAGUACGGAGCUAGAACGAAAAUUCACAAAAAGGUCGUGUGUGACCAACCUCAAGCAGUUGUCCCUUGGGCACUGCGGUCACUGAUACGUCUUGUCGAUGAAUUGCUAUAUACGAUUCCUAAGCUAUUUCGGUAACCCGCAGUCUAGAACUACACAGCGAAUCGAACUCCAGAGAGAAGACACAAGUAUGAAAGAAAAUAUUUAUCCCAAGGUUCAUUCUUGUACAGAAAAUCAAGGGUAUUUAUAGAUGUUGGCGUCUGUUAAAUCAACAUCAUAUUUUCAGCCUAUUCGUUAACGUCAUAUUAUGCUACCGACCAAUAAUAGCACGCCACGCUUGAAUUCUCGAACGUUCCAUCGUACUCUGAUUGGCUAGGAUCCUUCGGCUCCUUUUGGGCCUCUGGAGGCUCCGUUGAAGUUCUCCGGAAGCCGACUCAACACCUUCCCCCGAAUAAGAUUUCUUUCUGGGAUCUACUUGUAGUUUGACGACUGGGUAGCGACGGCGUCCCAUUAUUCUUGUCGUUUUCCUUGUCCAAGGCAUCUUUUCAGUGUUCCUGGGCAUUUGUGGUAUUGGUGCAUCUAAGAUUAAAUCCAACGGGAAGUCCGGCCGGUUACUUCGAGUCUGCACCGUCCUUUUGUCCUUAAGGAUUUGAUUUACGUGUCGUAUACAUGUCCCAAAAGCUCCUCGAACUCUGUACAGAACUCUUCCCAGUUUUUGCACAACUUCUCCCGGUUCCCAUCGGUUCUUCCCGAUGUGGGAUUUAAUGUAAACUUUGUCGCCAAGAUUGAAGUUCCGGAUACUUGGAUCGUGACUGCGCUCAUCCACUAAUUUGGAUGGCAACAUGGCAUCGAAGACGGUUCGAAUACGCCUUCCGAACAUGGCUUCCGCGGGAGACUUGCCGUCUAGAACAUUCGGGUUCGGGGUGGAUCUGUAGGAUGUCAAAAAUUUUGUGAUCACCUGCCCUGUCGUCCCUUCGCCUCCCCCUUUCAAUAGGGCUCUUUUCAAUGUAUCCACGAAGCGCUCUGCCUGGCCAUUUAAUUGAGGGUGAUACGGUGGAGAUCGUAUGCGUGCAGUCCCAUUAACGUUGCAGAAGUGCUUGAAUGAUUCUGCAGUGAAUUGUGAGUCGUUAUCGGUCACUAAAGUCUGCGGGACUCCAAAGCAGCUAAACAGGUCGGAUAACUUGCUGAUUGUUUUACUGGCUGUGCAGUUCAUCAUGGCGUAGAUUUGUGGCCAUUUUGUGAGCGCGUCUACCAUGACUAGAUACAUUCUUCUUCGUAUUGGACCGGCGAAGUCUGCAUACAGCCUCUCCCAAGGACUAUUCGGCUUUUCCCAUUGUUGCGGUUCACACUUGUUUGGACUUUUGGCUGCUUGUAGGCACGAUGAACAAUUGCGGCAUCUUGUUUCAAUAUCUUGAUCCAUCGUAGGCCAGUAUGUGUAGCUUCGAGCCAAUGCUUUCAUGUUAUUGAUACCAGGAUGACCGCUGUGGAAUUGUCUCAGAACCUUGUACCGUAAUACUUUUGGAACAAUAAUUCUGUUACCAAACAUAAUACAUGAGUCGACCAUCAUAAGUGAGUCCCGUCGGCGAAAAUAUUGUAGCAUUUCUCCUUGAAAACGACGGUUCGGCCACUUGGUGAGAAGAUAACCACUAACCUCUCUUAAAGUCUUCUCAUUUUCCGUGGCUUCUUUGAUGGCCUUGAAAGUAACUGGUAAACCAUCAGCUGCGUCUUCCAAAACUCGAUGUACCUCUGUUUCCGUCUCGAUUGCUGCCACCAAAGUGUCUUCUUUCUGUUUUACUUGUGAACUAAUCAGUCUAGAUAAAGCGUCAGCUUGUCCAAAGUCAGUAGUGGGCUGGUACUUGAUCUUGAAGUCAUAACCCAAAAGUGUAGUUCCCCAACGUUGCAGUCUGUUUGCAGUGUAUACAGGUAUACCUUUCUUCGACCCAAAGAUGGCUAGUAAUGGUUUAUGGUCAGUUAAUAGGGUGAACUGACGUCCAAAUAUCAUCUUGUGAAAUUUCUUGACAGCGAAGAUAAUCGACAAUGCUUCCUUCUCGAUCUGACUAUAGUUACGUUCUGCUGACGUUAACGAUCUAGCCGCAUGUGAUAUCGCUUUCUCGGAUCCAUCUGGCAUGAUGUGAGAAAUAACUGCUCCAAUGCCGUAGUUUGAAGCGUCUGAUGCCACUACAAUGGGUAAAGAUGGAUCGUAAUGGGUGAGCAGCAGAUCCGAGACUAGCACUUUCUUGAUUUCAUCGAAAGCGGCUUGGCAAGUUGCAGACCAACUCCAUUUUACAUUCUUUACCAGAAGGUUAUUCAGGGGGGCACGUAAUUGAUGAAGGUUCGGAAUAAAAGCUCCAUAAUGGCUAACUAGUCCCAAGAAGGAUCGUAGUGUGGGGACAUCCGUCGGUCUGUGCAUAGUUUUCACUGCCUGGGUAUUCUCCGGAUCUGGUCUUCUUCCAUCUUUGUCGAUUAUAAACCCAAGAUAGCGUACUUUUUGCAUACAGAAGUCACAUUUCUCUGGACGAAGUCGAAUUCCAUAUUCGGCUAUUCGCGUCAGCACCUGGUCAAGCUUCUUUUCUAAGUCUACUCUAUCUACUCCCAUAAUUAUUAUAUCAUCUAGGUAAGCUGCAGCACCUGAAACAUUUUGUAACAUAGCAUCCAUUAUUUGCUAAAAUAUGGAUGGGGCCGUCUUGACUCCGAAGGGUAAUCGAUUAUACCGGAAUAGACCCUUGUGCGUGUUUAUGGUAAGCAGGUUUUUAGACACGUUAGCAACAGGGAUUUGUAAAUAAGCUUCUGAUAAAUCCAACUUUGCAAAAAGCUUACCUCCGUUCAGUUUAGCAAAAAGAUCUUCAGGUAAGGGUAAUGGAUACUGAUGAGUUUCUAAGGCUUCAUUCAACCCGGUUGAGUAAUCGGCACAUAAACGAACGCUACCAUUGGUCUUCUUUACUAAUACUAUCGGUGCGGCCCAUUCUGAGAAAUUCACUGGUUCAAUGACACCUAGUUUCUGAAGUCGUUCUAGUUCUUGUUCAACCACUGGUAGAGCAGCAUAUGGUACGGGUCUCCUAGGUCGAAAAACGGGAGUAGCUGCAGGUUUUAGGGUUAACACUGCUUUGGCCUUGGUACAUUCCCCCAAUCCUUCUUAAAACACGUUUUGGUGUCUUUGUAGCAUGGCAUUUUUCUGGCUCCAUUCUGAGGUGUUGUCAGUACUGACUCGUCUGCAGAUACUGUUAAUAGAAUAGUCUGCUAGUUUAAGUGUUUCUAUAAGAUCCAACCCCAUCAAGUCGAGUGCUGGCUUCUUUGUAAGAUAUACUGUUGCAUUUGUUGUUACAGUACCUUUAGAAACAGUGCAUGGCACUUCUCCAAUAAUAUUUAACUUCCCCCCCCCCAGAUGCACUGCGUGCUAUAGCGUUCAUGUUCCAUAGUCCCAAGUUUUCUAAGAAGUAUUCUGACUUUUGAAGCAUCAUCCAGUUUGCAAAGAUCUAUAUAAAACAAAUCUUCAUACUUCUUAAACCAUGACUCAAAGGUUACACCUGCUACACCAUCAAAAUUAAAUUCAUGGAUGGCGUUAAUGACUGAAUCAGUAUGUGAUACUUGAGAUUCACUAGAAGCAGGGUUUCUCUCGGACAGGCAGAAUUUCUGCAUCAGGGUUUCCAUGAUUCUAAUUUGGGACUCUUCAAACCUCUUUUCUUGACGCACCAUAUAGGCUUCUAAUUGCUCCAAGUAAAUAUUCAUUGUAGUUUCCAUCCCAUCCCUGUCGCCACUGAUACGUGUUGUCGAUGAAUUGCUAUAUACGAUUCCUAAGCUAUUUCGGUAACCCGCAGUCUAGAACUACACAGCGAAUCGAACUCCAGAGAGAAGACACAAGUAUGAAAGAAAAUAUUUAUCCCAAGGUUCAUUCUUGUACAGAAAAUCAAGGGUAUUUAUAGAUGUUGGCGUCUGUUAAAUCAACAUCAUAUUUUCAGCCUAUUCGUUAACGUCAUAUUAUGCUACCGACCAAUAAUAGCACGCCACGCUUGAAUUCUCGAACGUUCCAUCGUACUCUGAUUGGCUAGGAUCCUUCGGCUCCUUUUGGGCCUCUGGAGGCUCCGUUGAAGUUCUCCGGAAGCCGACUCAACAGUCACACUCUCAGGUCACUAAGAUCACCUUUAAUUCAGUUUCUUUUUCAGAUACCUCCGGAAGAGCCCUUCCACGGCGUGAGCAACGUGAAGAGAUAAACCCUCUCAUAUCCGAACAGCACUUUAGAUCACUAUAUUCAUAAUCCAUCUCCCUCUUCAAUUCUUAUUAUUUCUCCUACAUCGACUGUCAACACUAAACUUCCUCUUUAGACAUCCUCCUCAAGUGCUACCAUAGCCAACGAUUCUAGUGCGCAAAACACUACCGGGUCUACUGAAACCUCACUCCAAACUAUACAUUGGAGACUUUAACGUACACACCCUGUGUCAAAUGGGCCAACAGGCCUCCUUGGUUAAAACCCUAGAAUCUUGUACCAUUGAUGUAUGCUGUGUCUCGGAAACAUACAGGAUUCUAGUGUGAUCAUCCACAUGACCUAACUUCGCCAAAACUGAGAACCGAUGAGAUGCACCCUCCGUGUACCUGGCGACCCGAUGUCUAGUUCUCGUGUACUGGUAGGUGUUGGCAUGGCACUAAGUACGAGGGCAACACAAGCACUAUUAGAGUGGAUCCCCUUCAGCAGUCACCUAUGUACUGUUCGACCAAACGGCUCUAUAAGAAUUCGGAAGGAUAGGGACACAUCGUUGCCUUUCUGUCGUUUCUGUCUACGCUCCCAUUGUCUGCAGCUCGGAUGAAGUGAAAGAUGACUUUUAAAGAAAGCUAUCUGAACUUCUUCACAAAGCUAAACACUCACACAUAGUACUCAUAGCAGGUUACUUUAAUGCCCACGUAGGUAGCUUAAAUCAAGCACAAAGACAUUUGGGUGGGUAUUUUGGUAUUCCGGCUCAGCGAACAUAUAAUUGUAGCCGUCUGCUGCAACAAUCGUUUUUUAGCAAACAAUAAUUUUAAGCGUAAGGAGAGAAAUCGUCUAACAUGCCGCCCGCCUGCACCAAUCCAACGAUACACUCAGAUAGACCGUUUUGUCAUCAGUCAUCGUUGGAGAGAGUCGAUAGAUUGUCGCUCAUUGUGUAAUACCUGCUUGGACUGCGAUCAUGCUCUAAUACAGGCACGCAUUCGCUUGCACCUCACUGGGCCUCGAAAAGCCACACUAAGAAUUGAAUUGAGUGACGAGAAAGCCAAAAGUAGAUUCCGGGAACAACUGAGGUCACACUUAAGUAGUUCUGAAAACGAGGCUGACUCAGAUGUUGCUUGGAAAGAUAUACAAACAGCAGUGACAUGUAUUAGUGAUUUAAACCAAAAAGUUACAAAAAACCAGUGGAUUUCUUCUAAGUCUACUGCACUGAUGGAUUCUCGUAAACUCAUCCCAUCAGACUCUGAAAACGAUGAUGAACGAAAGCAAAUCAGAUCUAGGUUAAGCAAAAGUCUAAGGAGCGACCGUGAGCAGUGGUGGGCAUCGAAAGCAAAAGAGAUGGAAAAGGAGGCGGCUGUAGGUAACACCAGACAGCUCUUCAGACUCAUAAAAGAAACUGGAACUAAAAAGUCAAGUGUAAGUGAGACUAUCUCGGAAAAAGACGACGCUCUUAUCUGCUCCCAGCCCAGACGUUUAGAAGGAUGGGCAGAACACUUUAAGGAACAGUUCAGCUAGCCUUCAGCUACUCUACAACUACCCUUCAUUCCCAGGCAGUGUGAAUGGAACAUUAAAGUAGGUCCCCCAACUCUAGCAGAAAUUCAUAAGGCUACAGUUAAUCGGAAACGAGGAAGGGCAGCUGGUCCAGAUGGAUUGGCUCCAGAGGUCUUUAAGGAUGAUGGUUUAAUUUUAGCGAUUAGGUUGACUAAUAUUUUAGCUAAAAUCUGGGAGUUGGACGUUAUCCCAUCUGACUGGUCGCAACCGCUUAUUGUCCUGAUAUGUAGGAAGGAAUAAAAAUCGUCUUGUGUCAACCAUGGAGGGAUUAGUUCAACUAAUAUAGUAUCUAAAAUACUAGCCUCGAUAAUUAUUAGACGCUUAACUAAGACUCGUGAACUGCAAACACGAGAAACUCUAGCUGGCUUCAGACCUGGUCGUGGCUGCAUUGACCACAUAUUUACCAUUCGUCAGGUUCUAGAACACGGGGAUGCUUAUCGGCGUCCGACAAUGGUGGUCUUUCUUGACUUAAAAGCAACAUUUAACUCUGUAGAUCGCUAGAUUCUGUGGCAGUGUCUGUCAUUGAAAGGUGUACCUCAGAAGUACAUAAACCUUGUGAAGGCUCCUUAGUCGAACACUACUAGUCGAGUCAGAGCUUAUAGUGAACUGUCAUCUGCUUUUGCAACCUCUAGUGGUGUCCGUUAAGGCUAUCCACUAUCUCCAUUUUCGCUCAAUUUCAUCAUAGACCUACUGAUGGAAACAACGCUCUCGUCGACUAAAUUUUCUGGCAUUGGUCUCCUAACAGGAGGCCUACUUAUCGACUUAGAAUACGCAGGUCACAUAGUCCUGUUUGGUGAAAACGCCGAUAAGAUGCAGAGUCUUUUGGUAGCAUUGUGCAACAAUGCCAGGAUGUUCGGAAUGCGUUUCUCUCCCUCUUAAUGCAAGUUGUUGCUUCAGAACUGGCCUGCGUCAACACCUGAACUAAGGAUAGGGAGUGAAACAGUCGAGCGCUUCGACAAAUUCACUUAUUUCGGAGUCUGAUCAGCCCUAAUGGGUUGGUGUCUGACGGAAUCUUAGCACGGAUUCGAAAAGUUCGUUUGGCUUUUGACAACUUACGUGACCUAUGGCGAAGGUGAGUUAUCUGUCUAUCAAUUAAGGGGCGAGUAUACUGUGCAGCAUUUCGAUCUGUUCUACUUUACGGCUGCAAAACGUGACCAUUAAGAGUGGAAGAUACUUGUAAGUUACUAGUGUUUGAUCACAGAUGUCUUAGAAAUAUUGCUCGCAUCUGCUGAGAUCACCGGGUAGGUAAUAGUGAAGUUAGGCGUAUGGUAUUAGGGGAUGGUCGUAAAUCAGUUGAUGAGGUUGUAAAUGUUCAUCGACUCAGAUGGUUAGGCCACGUGGUACGUAUGCACAACCACCGGUUACCACGACGCACAAUGCUGACUAGUGUUAGAGACGGUUGAAGAAAGUUAGGGGCAUCAGUUCAUAAAAUCACUAGUCUGAGCUAUGUUGGCAGAUACAUACUUUUCGUUUGGGGUCCGCGCGACUAUCGUGGUUGGAGACUGUGUGAUAUGGCUCAGAAUCGAUCACAAUGAAGUACGUGUAUACACUCUUUGUCUUCCCUUAAACGGUGAGACUAAAAUUACUUUAUAGCAUUCUUCCUAAUUCUUUUUUUCCUGUUCUAUAUCCUCGAAUGUAAGCCUAAAUUUAACGGCUGGGAAUAAACCCCACGUUGUUAAGUCAUCUAAGUGUAUCAUAGUCAGUAAUAAGGACUAUGUUUCCGUUUGUUUAGUCACUCAAUUGUACAUAUUUUGGGAUAAUUUACUGGAAGUACGUCUUUCUGUGUGUUGUAAUUUUUUUCCAUCUUGACUUAAUGCGUUUUACUUGAAGGGUCAUUAGGAUGAUGAAGUAAUAUCUCCGUCGCAGAACACUACUUGUAGGAAGCAAUUUCCCUCAGAUUCAACUCUAAGCUAAUCUCUAGACUGUCGAGUACAAAGUCUUGGUUUAGCCAAAGUCAGAACAAGCAAGCUAUUUGGCUAGAUAAACUUUAUCUGUUUCUAAAACAUAAAUUAACAUCGUUAGUGUACAAACAAACAGUACGGUCUAUUAAUACAGGGAAAAACAGAGACAAAUAACAUACCGAACAGUAGCCAGAGAAUAGGAAAAAUGAGUCAACAAGACAAUAUUGUUUUACAAUGAACAUUAAACUGUGAUUGGUUAAUAAAGUGAUACAGUCGUACAAGGUCAAAAGGAGUUGAUGUGGUGGUGGGCGUUUCCCUUGUUAUUGGUGGGUUCGUAUAUCAAUCACAUUUUACACUACUUUUUUCAUGUUAGCCAGCAAAAUUGAAAAUAAAACUGUAUUCUGACUCAAUUAUACUCCAAGUGCGUUAUUUAAAUGAAUUCAACCGUUAUUCUAGUGAAUCUGACAAUAUUACAGUGUCUCAUCUUUAGAUAUUCAAGUUUUGAAUGCUUUUUGGAGAUGUGUUCUUUAGACUAGGCGGUUUGAUCUCAAAACUUUUAUUGUCUUUUGAGACAUCAUCGCCAGCACAUGUCUUUGAAAGAAACGUAGCGAACACAACAUCUCCGAAAUCCCCAUUCUUUGAUAUGAAUAUUCUCCAUUUUAAAUUACAUUUUUAUCUUAUGAAUCAGUUACAUCCAUCUAUUGGUCGUGUAUCGUUGAGUUUAUUUAAAGUCGGGUGGUUGGCUUAUUCUACUGAUUCCGUCAAACCAGCUCUUCUCAUUUGAACUCUGUAGUGUAUUUGACGUAUUAUUUAAUAGAUUUUUUUUGCGUGUAUAAUGUUUUAUUAUGUCAGUAUCAGUUACUGCAAGUACAAUCAGUACAACAGUAUUAUUAUACACAUAAAUCACUUUAUUAGUAGAUAACGCGUGAUGAAAGACGCACAUCAAUCGGAACAUAAGAAAUUCAGUGAUUUCAUUCAUUUUUGUUGAUUAUCACAAAUUUAUCACUCAGUCCUGCCCUUUCCCACAGUAUCUAACAUUUUCUCAAUGAGUUUUAUUUCAGUUCUCUCAAUGUUUUUUUUGUUUUGUUUUUUAUUGAUUCUGUAUUAUCUAUAUCUUGCUAAAUUCGAAUUCAAUCCUGUGAUCUCCGUAAUUUCUCACUAUCUGUCUAUGUAUUUGUGUAAAUCCGCCUUACAUCAAUCAACAUUGACUCCUGGUUAAUACUUCUAUAUGAAUCACACGUCAAUAUGCGCUGAUAUUGUAAUGGUAAUUCAUAUAUAUAUAUAUUUUUCUGUUAUUUAAUGCAAUGAUUGUAAUUUUGUUUUUUUUCCUCCGAAAUAACAAACUAUAAAUCCUUCUAAUUGAACAUACAACUUAUCUGCUUGUACCCUUAUACUUUCUGUUUGCUUUGCUCAUGUUUUCUUUUUUUAUCAACUUGUUUCGGUGUCAAUGUUUGUUAACCUAAUUAUAUGUAUAUGUUUGUGCACGCUAACCACUCUAUGAUAUAUACUUGCAUUAUGCGUUACUAACCAUCUAAUCUAUAUUUUGUUAAGUAAUUAAUACAGAUCAUUGAUAACUGGAUGUAUUCAUUGAUAUAUAUAUAUAUAUAUAUAUAUAUAUAUAUAGUUAUUGGUACUUAUUGUCACUUAUUAUUGUUCUUAUUGUCGUCGUUAUUUUGGUCAGUUGCACACUUCCAUUAUUGUGGUCACCGUUGUAACAACCCGUUUCAUCAAUAACAUUGCUUUUUGCACUACUACUACUACUACUUAGAUAUGCGCUGUUCAUUCUUCUUGGUCUGUUGUUUUUAUUAUUCUUAAUGUAUUUUGAAAGUAUCAAAAAUAAUGAAAUUACCAAAGAAUAUUUUUAUUUUUCAUUCUCUCUUAUUUCAGCUGUUUUGUUCGAUUUAUAAAUAGGAUGAUUUCGUUCAUAAAAUGCACAGCCACAUAGAUUAGUUGUUCAGUUAUUGUUUGCAAAACAAUUAAAGUUUCAUGGUGUAUACACAAUGUGUAACUUAUCUAUGCUUAUAUAUGAAAUAGUUGUAUAUAUGAGAUGUAUGCAUAUAUAUAUAUAUAUAUAUAUAUAUAUAUAUAUAUAUAUUCUAAAGAUUUAUGUUUGUUUUGAUGAAUUCUGCAUGAUUGUUUAUUAAAAAAUGUUGUAAUUUUAUCAUGUCGAUCUUUUAAAGUUGUUAGAUCUCAUCUUUGUUGUUAUUUUUUUCUCGUACAACAGUACAAAAUAUACUACUUCUAAUCAAUGCAUUGUAUACUACGGUUAAUGACAUUAUUAUUAUUAUCAUUAUUAUUAAUAUUACUGUUAUGCUAAUCCAAAUGACAUAUUUCUUUAUUUCAGCUUCAAUGUGUAAAAAUUUUUAUAUUUAAAGUAGUAUGAGAAAAAAAUAAUAAUAGUAAUUAUUAUUCAAAAUGAAUACUCUUCUUUACUAUCCUCUGUUUAGCAGCAAGGAACUAUAAAGUGUAAGAUUGCUUGUUCAUGACACUGACAACUCUGACACUUCUACUAUAUCCGUGAAUUGUGAAUUAAGUACCUACAUCUUUGAUCACAGACCCCCAUCACCGGAUACAAUAAACCACUUUUAGAAAAGAACAUUUAGUGAACAUAUUAUAUGUGAGGAUUUAAAUGAUAUCAUUGAUAUAUAAUAUAAACAUCAUACUCGGUGAAUAUUUUAGUGGCUAUCCGGAUUCAAUGACUCAAUGGAUACUCCCUUGGUGUUCAAAGUAAAAGACAUUGGAUUCCAGUCUCUAUGUGAAAAUCAAUAUAAGAAUGGAAAUCCAUCCUGCUGAUAAGUCCCAGUUACGACUAAACUUUCGUUCUGGAUUCUAGUGCUGACCAUAGUUCAUCUAUUCUAUAAAACGUUUGCUGAACUUUUAAUUCAUAAUAAGUUAUAAAUUGUUGCGACAAAGCUAGCUCUUCACGUUGUCUGUUUUAACGGUUAUUGGGUUUCAUUGGAUUUUGUGCCAUUUUACAGUAAAACGUAUUAAUAUUUUAUUGUCGUUUAUCUUUAUUCCCCCUCUCAUUGUAUUAAUCCUUAAAUUUACCUAUUUAAUUCCUCAUACACUUUAAUGUAUAGAGAAAAUGUAAUCCAUAUCUCAGCCAAUAAACAUUAUGCUAGACACAGGAAUAACUGUCAAAGUUCUCAUAUUUUAUUUGAAGUUUGCAUUUUUAAAUUUGAAUCGGUCUGCACUAAGAAGGAUUUAACACACAAGACAUUGAUCACCACCCAGUGAUCAAUCAAUUGUAAAAAAUUAAUGUAUUUGUGUAAUUAACUAGUGAUAAAAUAAUGACACAUCUGUAAUAUCCCAAUAAAUGGAAGGUAGAUCGCUACUUCAGAAAAUAAAUAACCAAAUUAGUCGGUUAGUCAGUCGCAACAUAGGAGCAGGCACUGAAUUAAAUUACUACACUAUUUAAACUUGUGUUAGUUUAAUUCACUCAUUAAUUUUCUCACUGAAAGAGCAAUCUUAGCCAUGUUCUGUUAUCUAUAUCAUUAGGCUAUGACAAAUAUAUAAUUAUUUAGCAUUUAUCUAAUACCAAGUUUGUCUUCCCCAGUUAGUUGUUAAAAGGCAAGCUCAAAAUAGAUCGUAAUGAUUGAAACAAAACAUUUAGUACAAUGAAUAAUUUUCUCUGUAGAAAUUAGAUAAUUAUUUAUUUAUACCUACGCUCAAAAGAAUUAUCAGCAAUUAUAAGCUUCUACUACAAAGAAAAUCUGGCUUUUCUGUACUGUAUUUUACGGAUACAUUCCAGUGACAGGUUGAUUGCGGAAAUUAAACAAAAAGUCAUAAAAAUAUAUUUUUUAUGAACCAUAGUUUUUUUUCAGCAAUCAUCUCAUCGGUUAUCGAGACAACUAACAAAGUUCCACCAAUCGAUACUCCUACUAAAUAAUGUUUUUUUCAUUAAUUGACCAUUACUUGUGUAAUUUUAGUACUGUCUUGUCACAUUAGCAAAUAUCAAUACCGUCAAGUAUUUAUAUGACCAAGCGAAAUGAUAUCUUUACACUAAAAUAGUUUCCAUGUAUUAGCAGUUCUCAUUUCCAGUUGUUGUUUUUUUUUCAAAAUAAAUAAUCGAAUCUCUUUUACCUAUUUGUUGAUCGGUUUCCUGAAGUUUUGGUGAAUUUAAAUUUAUUCACAAUUUUAUACUUACGUAGUUAUCCCAAUAUGUGAUUGUUUGUUCUGUUUUUGCAUUUUUUUUUCCAUUAGUUUGAUGUCAUAAACUAAUUUAUCUCAUUUAUAUACACAGGUUUGUGUUUUUAUUUGACCUGAUCUUCAGAAUAGAUGUUUGUGCUAAUCGCAGCUACUAAUAUUCAGUCGUUUGUUGCCGAGGUUACUAACAUUAUUGACCAUAUUAUAUCAAUUUUAUUCAUUUCUUUCCGCGUUCUUUUUGUGGAGUAUUAUCUUUUUAGGCUUUUUUUCUCACUCUAAAAGUGAUAUAUUUGUUGUGGUGAUUGUUUGUUUUUUAAUUGCUGAAUGAAUCAGUGAUUUCGCCAAUCACGUAGUUUUUGUAGAGGAUUAUUCAAAUGAUAAACUGUAUGUAGUUUUCCAUUUAUACACUAGUAUUAAUUAUAAACUGUUAUAUGGUUGACCUUUAUAGCUCCUAAUUCAUUACUCAUAAGAAUUAGUUGUGCUGAUUACUAAGUAAUCUCGAAUUUAAAUGUAGACUUUGUCAACUCUUUCCUAGUUUUCGUUUUAAUACUUGAGGAUUAUUACUUGUUUUCUGUGCAUCAUUCAUCUUAUGUCAUCCAUUAUAUCUUACUUAACUUUCUUCUAUUGACCGAUGAACUUCAUGAAUAAGUGUAACAUAAAAUGACAGAGACAUCGAAUGCAGAUAAUCAACAAUAACUAUGUAAGAUAAGUUAUCGUUUUAUUUGUUUUGUAAACGAAAUUAACAAUUAGAUAAUUUUUUCAAUAUUUUAGAUUUUAAUUAUCUUUAGAUAUACUUUCCAAUUUCGUCUUAGGUAUUUCGUACAAUUUUUCUACUAUUUUCAGUAUUAUUUUUAUGUAUUUUUCAUCUUAAGUGAAUACUGAUAUUUCUAGAAAACUACGUGAACGUGAUUUUGCUAUUGAAGAACUUAUCAACACUGAAUUAGCCUACAAUAAUAGUCUUAUUGAAGUGAGAGAUGUUUUCUAUAAACCUAUGAAAGCAUCAAAAAUGUUAACUUUGCAACAAUUGGAUGAUAUUUUCCCUCAUUGGAAUGAGUUGAUCGAUACUUCAACUGAAUUUUGUCGUGAUUUGAAUGAUUAUGUUAAAAGCGAUUCAUCUGAUCAGUCGAUUAGUCAAAUCCUUUUAAAACAUAUGAUUAAAUUUAAAGUCUAUCGUCUAUAUUGUACGCAACAACGUGUUGCAUGUGAAACGUUACAACAUUAUCUAUCAUCUAAUUAUCGUUUAAAUCAAUUGGUAAAAAUAUUUGAAAAAAAUACUAAAACCAAAGGUUUACCCCUGUCUUCAUAUCUGUUGAAACCAAUGCAACGUAUAACAAAAUAUAAAUUAAUCGUUGAAAAGAUUGCAACAAAUACGCCUAUUUCAUGUCCAGACUACGAUGAAGUUGUUAAGGUGAAUAAUUUGAUGUCUGCUCUUUUAAAGUCAAUCGAUCAUGCAAUUGGAUCUAAAGAUAACCCUAAUCGUAUCGACUGGUUCCGUUCACGGUUGAUUGGUGCUGAUAAAUGGCUUUUAGAUUGGCUAUCCGAUAAUACAGCUCAACAUCCUCAUGACAGGCCAUGUUUAGUUCAUUGUGGUACACUUUAUAAAGCUAAAAGCAAUCGAGAAUUUAUUUGUUUCUUAUUCAACAAGUAUUUGAUUUUAACUACACCAAAUUAUAAUACUAAUGGACGGUUAUUUGAAUUCCCGUCUACAAAUCAAUUGAAUGAAACAAAAUGGUCGUUUAUAUUAUACAAAGAACCAUUAGCAUUGAAUCAAGUGAGUAGUAUCUGAUUGGUUAUAAUAAGUAUACUUUUUUACUUUCUACGAAAAUAACUAUGUGAAUAAAUUAUUUAUUAAUCAUAGUAAAUCUCUUAGUGACAAGUAUCAAUAAGUAGUUUGCUUUGAAUAUAGGUGUAUGUGAGUGUGUGUGUGUGUGUAUUCACUAACCAAUGGUUUGUUUGUUAUGAAUAUGCACAGCGAAAUUUACGUAAUGUAUUUUAGUUUAUAAUACGGUCGAUAAACAAAUUAGUGAACGUGUGAAAUAUAACUCUUUUUUGAUGCACACUUGACAUUCUGUUCAAAUAUUUGGUUCGUUUGUACUCUACUAAAUAUUACAAAUAAAUUACGUGUUUUAAAUUCGAAUAAUUAUGAAUGUUAACUGUGUGUACCCACGAGUAAUUAUAAAAAGCCUAAAACCUAUCUUGAUCUUUAUUGCUAUAGUGCUCAUUUGUAACUAUUGAUUUAUCUUCUUUAUUCUCGAUCCUUUGAAGAAGAAAAAGAACUAUAUAUGAAUACAUUAAAAUUCAUGUAGAAUAAAAAGUAUAGUAGACGAACUUGUAGAAUACUUUCAUCAUUAAAAAUGAAUGGCAGAAGUUGACUGUGGAAACCAUCCUGAAAAUAAAUUGUUUAUUUAACUGAUUACCGGUUGAAAACAUACUAACUAGAAAUUCGUUGUUAUAUUGAACGAUUAGUGCUGAGAUUUUUUUGUUUUAAGAUUUAUAGUAAGGAACUAAGAAAGCCAUUAAUUAUCGUCAUUAUAAUUAUUAAGAUGGUUUUGUGCCGAACUUCGGAUAGGUUUCAGAUUUCUUCUUUCGUCAAAAAUUGACAUCGUUACAAAAAACAUAUCAAAAGAACGAAGGGUGGACAACUAUUUUCUAAUUCCUACAUCCUUAUGUAUCAGAUCGAAUCCAAGUCUGGCAACAAUUUGAAACCCAACACUUCACUUUUCUCAAUUUUCUGUGAUCUCUGUUAUUUAUAUAUAAAAUUUUAAUAUUUUUUCAGUUUUUUAUCGGAUGAUCGGUGAGUAACUAAGCAGGGGGAAUGAGGAUUUCGAAACGGAUUACCAAAGUUGGGGAUUAUUGAUUGUUUUGUGCCAUUCACUUGUUGUUAUCUGAUAAGUUAUAUUAUCUGGGUUAAAUGUUUAUGCUCAAAUGCAUGCUUUAACUCUUUAGAUCAUGUAUUAAAUCAUUUAGUCCUUAAAAUCUGUCGGUUGUGAAUUGAGGGUUAGUUCAGUGAGUAAAUGUUCUGUGCAGUUAUCCCAGUCAUUGCUUUAUUUUAUAGUCAUUUGUGUAGUUGUAACAACUAACGACCUUUCACUUCUGUCUUUUGAAACAACAGUGAAUUAUUUGCUACAUUGUGUUAAAUAUUUUGACGAUACUGACUCAAGUAUAUGUAAAUAGAAGUGUUUACCAUAGGGUCGAUUAGGGAUUUCGAGUUAUUUUAAAAAGUAGAAGUUUGAGUUGUCAUGAUAAAAUAUUAUUUACUUGAUACUUUACGUAUUGCGAUUUUUAGUUUUUAGAAAAUAAGUUACAUAAAUGUAUACUAUACUUCAUCAACACUUCCCGUUUGAGGUUAAAUUAAACAAACAUGAUAUAAGAAUGUAUUUUCGGGCUUGUGACACCAUAAGAUCAGCGUUAGUGAAAAUUAAGGAUAGCCAUUCAGAGGACGAAGAACAACAGAAUGUCUAUGAAAUCAACUGUCAUGAUUGUAAUAUAGCUUAUGUGGGAGAAAUUCCAAUACGAUUGGAUGUGAGGUUGAAAGAACACAAACAAUGUUUGAAAAAUGUUCCUAAAUCCUCGGUUGAUCUGAACAAACUUGGGAAUAGGUCGGUGAUAAGGUUACAUGAGUUAGAAAUAGAAAGAUUGAUAACAGAAGCCAUGUAUAUAUAUGCUAAUAAGAACAGUCUGAAUAGAAAAGAUAUUAUUCAACUGGCAACUACUUGGCAAAUGUCAUCAACGUGUAUUUGGGCCUUUUAUCUAUCCUACCUGUUUAUUUUAUAUGCAUCGUUAUUCUGACAGACAUUAAUGUAGGUUAUUUUAGCAGUACAAUUAUGUAUUUGAUGAUUCUCAUUUUACAUGCACAUCAACAAUUCAGAAACAAUUUCAACCUUCAAAAUGAACUCUUAUUGUCACUCCAUGUAAAAACAAAUUAACACCUAAUAUCAACUAUUAAAUAACUCAAGCUUACACAUACACACAUGAUUCUUUCAUUCAUCUUCACAAUGUGGACUUUUCACAUUAUCAUCAUAUAACUGACUCAACAUCUAAAUAUAAUUGGAUUAUCACAGUAAAUAUUUGAUUUGAUUGUUAAGUAUUACAUAUUUCUUUGAUAACUUUGAUUUUGAUUAUUACUCUGAAGAAGUCCAGACAAGUUUGUAGAAUGAAUCGAAAUUGUUUAAAUCUCAAUCACUGAGAUUAUUUCAAAUAUAAUUUUCACAUUUAAUAGCUUCUCUAUACUCUGCGCCCAAUUUUUGUCAAACUAUUCGUUCUAAUAUUGACGAAUAUUCGUAUCUUGUUAUUUUAGAAACAGUCUAUCAUUUAUUUUCGAUGCAUUCGUCUCUAAUUAAACGUUUCUUUUUGUAAUUCGUUUAGAUAUAUGUAUUUAAAGGUUCAUUCAGACAAAGCACUGAAUCAACAUCUUCAGUUUUUAGUAGUUAUUCAAUAACACCUCAAUCAGCACCAUACAACAAAUCUACAAAUGAUGAACUUGUACGAUCAGUAUCCACUUCUACAUUAGCUGAAUCAAUUGAAAAUCCCAAUAUUAAUAUUAGACGUCAAUCUGAAAUUGUAAAAUAUUCAAUGACAAAUGUAUUCUCAUUAUUUAAACGAAGAAAUUCUUGGCAACCUAUAGUAACUUUAAAGGCUCCAUCGAAUGAAAUUUGUGAUCUUUGGGUAUUAAUUUUGAGGGAUCAAAUUAAAGCUGAAAGCAAUUUGUCUAAUUCACAUUCUUAUUCACCAUCAUUGAAAAAUGAAUACCCACAACAUUUACUGUUUACGGUUUCAAAAGUUUCCACUAACUCACAAGGUAUCUCAUAAUGUUUAUGAAGAGUAAUCCGAUAUUUUUCAAAUAAGCCCUUUCCAAUAAUCACUGUUCCACUACAUAGUCUUCUCACAAUUACCCAGCUGGUAUAACCCAUAACUGUUUUUUGCUUGUAAUUUGCGCGGUAUUUGCGAUAUUUCUAAAAAAUGUAAUGUAACUUAACAAUCUAUGCUGUGUCUGACUGGUGAGAGGAGACAGAUAGCACAUCUGAUGCAUCAUGUAUAUUUGACUAAAUUUAUAUUUUACAUUACUUCAUCCAGGUUUGUAUUUGUACUAAUCUUGGUUAAACAGUCGAACAAGUGUCCGCGGCCAUGUGAUUUAGCUUUCCCAAGUUAUGACAGGAUGGUUUAUCAACUAAGGUUAUUUCAGCAUUCGACGUUCAUGGCAAAUCAGGAUAUCUAUCUAAUCUUAUUUCGAAUACAUUACAAUUUAUUAUUCGCUCGACUAUUUUCCAAAUUUGAAGUUGUAUAGUACCAUUUUCUUGAUGUAGACUUGAAGAUGUGUAAAGUUUACUGAUCUUAUUGACACUCAUUUGUAUUCUUGGUAAUUAUCACUUAUAAACUAUUAAACCUCAUGCUCUAAAUUAUAAAAUACACUAACUCAGUCUUUGAAGCUUUAGAUCUAAACACUCAAAUUUAUUUGUUCUUACCAAAACAAAAAGUAUGUGAAGCACAUUUACAAAAUACCAGCCCCUUGGGAUGUCUCUUGGUAGAUUAUCACAGUUGCUGAAUUCUCAGAAUCUAGUUAGCAAAAGAAAUGUCCAAUAUGUAUCAAAUCUUGUUUUAUAAAAAACCAAAGCACAUAUUUUGGCAACUUAAUACCAUUGUAGAUAUCCACUUAUCUAUUUGUUAAUUAUAACUAUUGAACUUCUUUAUUUUCAUCUGAAUUAAUUGUCUCUGAGUUAAAUGCACUCUAUGAGCUACUGUACAUAUUUUUGUUUUAAAAAAUAAAUAACCCUAAAUAUUAUUCAUAUUUUGGUUAGUUUCACCCUUUUUUCAUUUUAUUUCAGUGUGUUUUUCGUACAGUUUAAAAAUGUUGCCACAUAGAAGACUAUUCAUCAUUUUAUCACUUCAAUAAUUCAUUAAACAAAACACUUCUUUUGUCUUAUUAGUAAUUUAGAUACAUAUAUUAUGUUAAUCUGUUGUUUUUUUUCUACAUUUAUUUCAUUUCAGAUCAAUUUGAAGUUCACUUCAAGAUCAGUAUUACUGAUCAAAUGUGGAAAUUUUGUCAAAUAUUUGCUAAUCAAUCAUUAAUAGAAUUCAAAACUUCUGAAACGUUAAAUUUUCUGAUACCAGAAUCUUUAGAAAAGUGUUUACAUAUCACUGCUUUCAAAUCGUUACCAUUUAUUAAUUCAAGUAGGUGGUUUUGUUUUGCUGUUCUGUAUGCUAAUCAAUAUGUGUAUUCACACAUCACAUAUUAUUAUAUAAUCAAAACUUUUAUUGUGUGGUAAAAUAAGGCUCUUUUCAUGUCCUUUCAAUGGAAUUUUUAGUUACUACUUUUUACUGCUUUUAUAAGUUGGUAGUUGCUUAAGUGAGUAGUUUAUCAGUUAAGGCGUUUGACUCUUAAUAAUAAUAAUAAUAAUAAUAAUAAUAAUAAUAAUAAUAAUAAUAAUAAUUUAUAUUCUGAAAAUAAUAAUUACAGAAUUCACGCCAGUUUACAGGCAUGAUCAAUUUGAUAUAAACAGUAACGUUAGACGUACAGAACAAACAUGUGAUAAAAGAAAGUUUUAAGUAUACUAGUUCAAUAGUUGUUUAAGUGGUACAUAUAUUACAGCAAUCCAAUGCAUCAGCCGGGAAUUUUUAAUAUUUUUUAAAUGGACAGCCUGUUGAUUUAUUAACGGAGUAAUUAAGGUCAAUUCGUGUGCCAGAUCGAAUUAAUGAUAAUUAUCUACAACUAGAGCAAUCAAAACGAGAACACAGAGCACGGAAAAACAAAGCAGUAAUUACCAAAAUAUAUGAAUCAGGUCUACCUAAAUGCGUGUGUCAUGUGACACAGUGAUAUACUGUAUAUGUUAUUCAAAUUAGUUAAACUUGCUAGGGACGGUGUUAACAUAUUGACAGCAAGUGGGUGGUUUCACUUAGGGGAUUCACUAAUAAAGAUGGCUAAACAUUUAAAGUUCCUAAAAUAUCACUUGUGGAAUGAGAUACACUUGCAGGUGCUAGACCAUUCAAUGCAUUUUCAGAGGAGCAGUAUGCAUCUAUGCAGCGAACAAAUAAUGGAAGUGAUUUUAUCGUGCGGAUAGAUUGUGGUAGGUUAUACCAUGGUCUAGAAAAUUUACAGGUGAAGUAAUUCAUAUAAAGAGAUGAUUUAGAAUGAGUUUGUUUCACUAGUGCCAAGGAAUUACGGAUGUCAUAAUGAGAAGUUUCUGCAUAUUGAAUCGCGUGAUAAGACGUAAAUGAUAGUUUAUGAAGUAGUUUGAAGAAAAAGAAAAGAUUUCGUUUGAGUCUCCUCCUCCAUAAAGGAUCUAGCCCAAGUUUAUUACAUCUAGAAUUAUAAGUUAAGGUACAAUCAGCUCCAAGAAUACGAAGUGUAAAUCGUCUCUGUACUGAUUCCAGCCUUAAUUUAUCCUUUAUGAGCGCACUGCUAAGAAUAAACGUGCAAUAUUCUAGAAGAGGUUGAGCACAAACUUUGUACAUUAGAAUACGUGACUCAUUGUUGUAAAGAUUUCGAGUUAUGUAACCUAUUAGACGUUGAGACUUAAAGGUCUGUUUUAAUAUAUGUUCUGUAAACGACAAGUCUUGGGAAUAUCUAAGUCCUAAGUCUACUACUGUAUGUAACCUAGAUAACACUUCUCCAUUUAUGGUAAUGUCUAGGUUCAGUGAUGUAUCGCCGAAGCAUAUCCAUCCACAUUUAGCCGUAUUAAGCUCCAGUCGCCAUUUUAAGCACCACUGUGCUACCUUUGUAAGCUCCAUGCUGAUGCAAUUUUGCAUAUUUUUCAGCUCAUGUGGAGAAAAUGAAUCUACUACUUUAAGAUCAUCUGCAUAUAGAAGGGGCUUACUGACACAAACACUUUCACAAAUAUCAUUGAUAAACACUAAAAAGAGCAAAGGACCUAAGACACUACCUUGUAUUACACCACUUCUAACAGGGACAGCGUUAGACAAUGAAGAGUUAAUUUUAACUAUUUGAUGUCGAUUGCUGAGAAAGGAAUCAAACCAAGCAAGCAAAGGAUUUUGAACCCCACAAGAUGUGAGUUUACCUGUAAGAAGUUGGUGGCUAACCAUGUCAAAGGCUUUAGAAAUGUCCAGAUAUAGCACUAAGACUAGAUAUCCUUGGCUACGUAGAGAAUAGACUAAAUUAAAGAAAUCAAAAUGACAUGUCAUGCAAGAACGAUUUUUAAGAAGUCCAUGUUGAGUAUCAUUGAUAAAUUUUCCAGCAAGUAAAUAGUUGGAAAGUUCAUCACUUAUAAUUUUUUCCAUAAUCCUAGAAAUAACUGGAGUAAUAUUUAUUGGCCGGUAAUUGUUCAUGUCAGUCUUAUCUCCAGAUUUGUAACGUGGUAUGAUGUAUGUGGUUUCCCAACAGUAAGGGUAAGAACCGGUUUCCAUAGAGAGAGUAAACAGCUUUAGAAGAAGAAGUGGAGUAUCUGGACCACCAUAUUUGUAGAGAAAGGAUGAAAUCCCGUCUACUCCAUGACCUCUCGAAAUCUUAAGGGUAUUUAUAGCCUUAUUAAUUUUCAUGCAUGUGAAGGAGAUAGAUUUUAUUGAGUUGCUAGCCACACACAUAACUCUUGAAGCAGAGCCACUUAUGAUUUCUACACCAUUCGCAAAAAUACUACUGAAAAGGUCGGCUAUGGUUUUAGAGUCGUAUAUAAAAGUGUUAUUAUGCUGGAUGCACGGUAUAUCAACAUUUCGAGUUGCUUUAGCGCGUUUAUUGAAAAGGAGAGUUAAUUUUUGUGCUUUCGAAUUAGUAUUAAGUGCUAGCAGCUCCUCAUUAAUGGCUUUAAGUCUAUGUUUCUCUUUAAUUUGAUUAAAAAUUAUUUUUAUUUGUGCAACUACUGUGAAGUCGUUUGACUUAAAAUAACGAUUUUGUAGGCGUCUUAGUUUGUUACGAUAUCUAGCUGGUAUAUAUAAUUCGUAAGGUUUACUAAACCUGUAUGUUUUAAGAGGUACACAGGAAUCUGAACAAGAGUUAACAAUCAGAUAGAAUUCGUCGAUAGCAUCCAUGAGACUAUUACAUGAAAAAAAGUUAUCCCAGUCUGAAAGUUUAAUCAAUGAAUGCAGGAGGUCCCAGUCAGCAUGCUUAUAGUCUCUAUAUUGACAGGUUUUUUGAAUGGGUCGGUUAUAAGAGGGAUAGAUAGGGAGAGCGCAAACUACUAUCUUAUGGUCACUGCUUCCAAAUUCAUCGUAUACUUUCACAGAUAGUGGGAUAACAUCUCUACUAAAUAUUAGAUCGAGUAUACUAUCGCCUCUAGUUGGGGUACGAACCCACUGUGACCAGCAGUACAUGUUAAUGGUUGCCGAGAUCUCAUCAUUACAUGACUGACAACUACCGGUACUCCAGUUGAUCCCAGGAUAAUUGAAAUCCCGAGUGAUAACCUUAGCAUUAAAGUUUAGAGAAGAUGCAUGUAUGAAUGCAUUGAUAAUAAGAUCAUUCUCAUUAUUCGAACUAUCAGGAGCUCUGUAUAUACAUCCAAGGUGUAGACUAUGAUUCAGGGUGUUGACUGAUAUCCAGACUGAUUCUGGUAAACUAUUCAGGACACUAUCUUCAACUUUAUUAGUUGUUAGGGUAUCCAAAGCAUAUAUAAUCCAACCACCUCCUCGCUUAGUUUCUCUGUCGCAGCGAUAGAGUAGAUAGUUCUGGAUAUUUAAUUCUGAAUCAGAUACUGCUUGAGAGCACCAUGUUUCAGUGAUAAGUAUGAAAGAAGGCUUGGCUAGAAAAGCUAAUGUUCUCAAGGCUGAAAUUUUGUUCAGAAGUGAACGUGCAUUUAUAAGUAAUAAGUUUAAAAAGGGAGUGUGGAGUGUAAAAAAACCGAGAGCUUCCCUAUUGAUGUUAUGUAUUUUGGAUUUGCAUAGACUGUGGUUUUUUAUGUUUGACUUAUCGUAUGGGCUAUCGCUUGAACAAACUGUAUUGCUAGUGGGACCAGGGAUUUCUAAAGGCCAAAAAAAUCAUUAUUUUGAUAAAGUGGAUUAAUUUUUUUUCGAACUUGACUAGGCGGACAGUUAAGACAAGCACCUGCCAGUUGGGGUUGGGUUGAUGUUGAGUAGCCUAGUAAUCCAUCUUGCCCAGUGGGGAAGUGCUGAGAUUAGAUACGUCUUACAAGUAUGUUAUUUAAAACGUUUGAGGAUAACCGUAGGGUGCGUUGGUUCAUUGUGGUCUGUCCAAUAUUAGGCCUGCUUACAUAAUGAUUGCAGUGGCCAUCUUAUGAGACAUUUGAAUCAAGUCUGCCCUUAUGACCUCCUCUACGAUGCGUAAGGUAAAGCAUGGUGUCGGGAAGUACAGUCUUAUUUUUAUUUGGUAGGGUCAUCGUAAUAUUUUUGAUAUUGGGUCUAGAACCAGAAGGUUCUGUACUUACAUUCUUCUUACGUGGCAUAGGUUUUUUAGUCUUGACAGUGUUUUUAAGAGUUUUAGCAUUAGAACUAAGUACUUGCUUAUGGGCUUCUAACGGUAAACUGGGUAAUAUCGGAUUAGUGGUGUCAUUAGAUGUACAUUGGCUAUCAGAUGUCACUACAGACAUAACAGGCAAAUUAGCACUCUUCGUUGGUAUAUCAGAGUACUGGAGAACAUGAGAUAGGGUAGCUGCAUCAGUGGAUCCAGCAGCUGAUGCAUCGUGGUUUGUUGUGAUCUCAACACCUUUAUUUUCGUUCAAGGUACAUUUUUGCGUAAGCCUUUGAUUGGUGGUCUUAUCUGAGACUAUACGAGCGUUUCUAAAUUUCGUAAGCGCGCAGAUUAGCCGCUCGGAUUCUUUUAACUGUUCAGCCAAUAUAUGAGAGUCGAAUCUGAACAAGACCGGGCACGAGUAUUUCUGGUGCUUUUUAUUAGGUCGAAUGCAUUGGCAUGGACUGUCUUGAAGGUUAGAUGCUUUUAAUAUCGAAUUCCUUAUAGUUUUAAUGGGGAUUCUGUCAGGUAUAUUAUAGACAAUCACGUUAUUACGAGAGACUAUUCGCUUGGUAACUUCAUUAGCGAUAAAGUCGAUAACAGAUUCUGCUUUUAUGAUGUCAUCAAGUUCCGCAGGAAUGAUAUCUUUUGACAGAGGUAGCUUAAGGGGUGAUAAUGUCUUUAUUUCUUGUUUCAGAUCAUCAUGCUUUGAUAAAGAGCUAGCAAGUGACUCAACUUUAGAACGUAUGUCGUGUUUAAUUCACUCUUAAUAUUAUCGAUACUUUUUGAUCUUGAGGUGGAACUCAUUAUUAAAUUAGAGACAGAGUCAUCCAGCAGCAGUUGUGGUGUAAGACCACUCCCAACAUUAUCAGCUUCAAAAGGAGUAGCAGAGCAUGGGGAAUAGGUAAUAACAGAAUUGUUAUUAUCUGAAGUAAUAGGGCUUUUCCGGACCCAUACUGCUUUAAGUAUAGAUUUUAAAGCUAUUUAUGAGUUAUAAACUAGGAUUCAACGAUAUUCAAACAAUAGAAAAUAGAAAACGUGUUAUUGUAGCGCAAACUUCAAACGUACCGCUGGAGAUACUCAGUUACGGGCUCAAACCCCACCACAUGUACUUUGGUUCCGCGAACUGAAUAGUAUCACUGGUUCUCACACUCAAAACUAGUCUAUACCUGGCUGGUAAAUAAUUUAAAGUUUAUUGAGAUUUUUUUGAUAGGUAGAUUGAUAGAACAAAUAACUUCCAUCAGUUAAUAAAUCCAGGACUUCCUGUUUUUUUUAUUCGUUUGCUAAAUAUGAGGUUAUCCAAUUAUACAUUAACACUUAUUUACAUAUGCAUUUGUGUUAUGUGUUGUUUUGACAAAUUUCUUUCCUUAUGUAACUGGUACUGACCGCAUUUUUAUUGUUCCACAUCUUAUAUCAAUAUCUUCAACCUUCUUUGGUUUAAAAUUAAUAACUUUGAUUUUCAAUGUAAUUGACGUUGAUCAACAUCACUGAAUUAAGCAUUUUAGUGCAACUGUUUGGAAAUACAUAUUUUAAGAAUUCGUAACAAAAACCGAAUGUAGAAUUUUAUCUGGCUGGUUUACACAUUUUAUAUUUGCACCUAGUGCGUAUAAUAUCAUUAGCUCACAAACUUAUACUUAGUUGUUGAGUUAUUUCUCCAAAUCAUAUAGAGACAGGAUUAAUCUACAAACUCAUUAACUCAUGGACUAAGUCAUAUAAACUUCUUGAUUAAAAUCUGUACAAUAAUCUUGAUCAGUCGGUAAAGACAUUUCUCAAAGUCAGUCCCAGAAGGCCGUAUACAUUCAUCCUUUGUGUUCUUUUAGAUAUUCAAUCUCAACAUAGUAUCGUAAUUUGUAUCCCACAAAUUCAUUCCCUCUGUACAAAUCAUAUUCUCAUAUAUUUAAUCUUUUUUUCUUGAUUACUGGUACAAUGCACAAUUAUGCCGACCUCUUUUUUCUAUGCGCCUUAUUGAUGUCAUCUCGCUGUGUUGAGCCAAUGCACAAAUUUACCCUGAGUCCUAUGCUGUUUUAACUAAUUACACUUUCAAUAUAAUUUAUGUAUGCAAUAGUACUAUUAUAAAUAUCUAUAUUUUUUUAAUAUAUGUUCAUUUAUUCUAUGGACAAUUUAUAAAGCAUCACUGUAUUAAUUUAAUCUUACUCUCUCUAUAUCACUAUUUAGAUAUAAUUGGAUCGUGUAUUGUACCAUUUUCAAAUAUAUUCAUUAAUUUUCCACCAACUUCAAUUGAAUCAUUUACUAAACAAAUUGAAUUGAAUCAAUCUAUCGGUAUGAAAAUGGAAUUCAUCAUAGAACUUACUGUUUAACAUUGUCAGUGAUGAUCAUGAUAAUAAUAAUGAUGGGAUAAUUAGUAAGAAUAAUAAUAUAUUAAUCAAAUCCAAUUCCAAAUAGAAUGCUAUUUACUUUCUUACUCUCAUAAUUAUAUGACAUAUUAUCGUUAAGUUUUAUUUUAUUCCGAAGAGGCUAAACAUAAAUUAUCAAUUUGAUUUUUAUCGGUCUCUUCUACAUAUGGUUCUUGAUAAUUUUAUAGAUGUACUCUUUUUCUCAUCAUUGACUCAUUUACAUAAACCUUCAUAGAUUGAUAUACCUACAUGUACAUUGUGCUUAGUGUUCAUACUGUUUCCCAUUUUUUACAAAUUUACUCCAUAUUUUAAUAAUUCAAUGUACAAAAUUAAGAUCUCCUUUUAACUUUAUCUGUUUGUUCGCUUUCUUUUGUAAUUUAUGAUCUUAAAUUUUUGUCAAUAAAAUUUUCCCAGUGAUUCUUUUAUCUUUUCUCUCCGUAAUUUUAAUGAAAGCUGUUUGUUAUUGACUGUUCAAAUUACCAAGUCAAGGUGGUCGAGACAAUGGUCACUACUAAGUCGUCGAUCAAUUGUAAACGAUAUACACUAACCAAGUAUUUCUAGUUUUUGAAUACCGCACAUACUAGUGUCCUCUUUAUCGUUGCAAAGUGUUAUUAUAGCAUGAUUCCAUUGCAUUCUGAUAUUGUCUCCUCGAAGUUGUUCUUUGAAAAAGCGACUAUUAUGUCCUGAAUUACUACUCAUUUGAAGAUGCUUUCUUUUUUGUUGCCUUAGAGCAAUGGGCUAAUAGUUUAGUAACUUAUCUUUCAACCACUUUUUUUUACCGUAUAUUUGACUUACCUUUGCAUGUCAGGUUUUAGCAAUCACUUUGCGCUAUUAACAAACAAAUAGUAUUAUUUAAAGCCGAUUAUAUUAUAGCUUUACCUCAUUACUAUCAUACCUUAUUAUUAUUUACUGAUAUUUCUGUUUGAAAAAUAGGCGAAUAAAUUACGCAGCCUCACUAACUGAGCAUACAUAUGUGAAGCUACUUAGAAGACUUGUUUAUUUUUUUCAGUAUUUUAUUAAAAUUCUAUAUGAAAUAUCAAGUAUAUGAGGAAAAUUCAACUGUGUUAUUUGUCUUUCAAUAUGUAAAUAGCAUUUAGUACUCCAAGUCCAUGUCUUUUUUUAUUUGCUUGUUUUUCAGGAUCCCGCAAUCGUAAAGAAGCUCAAUUUAGCUCCAGAUAUCAGAGAUGAUUAUGCUGAAUUAUUUCAAAUUACACUAUGGACUAGCAUAGCAUUGAUUCUAGUUGUAUGGGGCGUUUCUUGGGGUAUCUGGAAUAUGGAUCCUGGACGAGAUGGGAUUAUCUAUCGAGGUACAAUGACAAGACCUAAACAAGAUUAAACAUUUCCUUUCUGUAUCACAGAUAAAAUACAUAAUCUUUCUAACACACAACUCAGCAUAAUUUAACUAUUUAUCAAGUGUUUCCAAGGGUUUUGUUUGAUUUUUUUUAAACAUUAUUGAAAUUUUUCGUUGUGUUUUAUAAUGUUAGAAAAACAUAUUUAUAAAUCCGCAAUGUCUUAUUUGUCUGUAUCAUUUUAAUAUUCGCUGAAAUUUCUUUUAUUUAAUUUAAGUAAAGGUAUGAUUGAUAAAAGUAUCUAGUGUUUUCCUUCCAAAUUGUUCCUGAGUUGUUUACUUAACUUUGUUGAUUGUUGUGAUGUAUAAUCAAUUUAAUAUCAAUAUAUGAUAUAAAUAUUGCAUAAAAACUAACUGUUCUUUCGUUCGUUAUCAAUAUGACCAAAUAUGUUUAUCCUGAUUGGAACAUUAAAUUUGUCGAAGUUUACAGCUCAGUUCCCAGUACUAAAAUCAAAACUAUAUCACAUUUGUCUGAUUAACAUUAAAAAUCUCUAAUUAUUUUAUGUUAAGAUUAAAAGAAUAUUCUUCAUAUAUCGGAUUUAGGAUCCUCUUGCUAAAUUUAAAAACACAUACAUAGUAAUCACGGGAAAUUAGUUACAUUGAUAUGCAAUACUGAGUAUUUAGUAAUACAAAAGAACUCAGACAUUCUUUUUUGCUUUGUCUGUUUCACUCCAACAUGUUUUUUCCUUGUUCUGUUAUUCUCAAGAGUUUAUAUUGUCUAGCGGCCUGAUAUGACUUUCGAAUCUGCAUUCCUUCGGAAUAUAACUGGAAAUCAGAUUAAACAAUUUUUAUCUAUCCUGGCCCUAUUUUUAAGUAUUAUAAGAAUAAAAGAAAUAAAACAUGUUUCUUUUUGUGAGAUGCCCCCGAAUUCCCUGGUACGGCUGAGAGUGGGGAGAGUCCGCUCUCCCUCUCGAAAUGCUCUCACAUGGCUACGCGUAUAUGGUCUUUGCCAGGGAAGUCCUACUCACUGCCUUCUCGUGGCAGGGGUGUUGUUUGAGAAAUCGAGAUGGCGAAAAGCGAAUUUCCGGCGCUUUAACGGGGUUAGUGGACUCCAUCUAGGGGAGUUGAAAAACCCUGAUUCCAAACCAGUGGGUCACAUGGGCCCCAGUACCCUGAGGGAACAAAUGGCGUAUGAACCAAUCGUUGGUCACUGCCUACCAUGGG